AUGUCUACAGCCGCGCGCAAAACGUUCGGCGAUGUCGUUCGCAAUUUCUCGCCCGCUUGGUUCGCCGUCAACAUGGGCACAGGCGCGAUCAGCAUCCUUUUCCAUGCCUGGCCAUACGGCACGGGUGGCAGCGCGCUCAAUUUCUUCACGUUGAUCUUCUUUGGCCUCAACAUCGUUCUCUUCUUGACGUUCUGCAUGAUCUCUGCCAUUCGGUACUUCCGUUACCCAGGGCUAUGGACGAUCAUGGUCCAUCAUCCAGUGCAAAGCCUGUUUCUCGGGACGUUCCCUAUGGGCGCGGCCACCAUACUCAACAUCGCUGUCAACACCGUCAAUGAGACCUACGGCGUCGGUGGCAAGGGCCUGCUCUACUUCCUCUGGGCAUGCUGGUGGGCCGACGUAUUCACAUCCAUCGCAUGUUGCUUCCUAAUGAUACACGUCAUGACCAUACAACACACGCAUUCCCUCGACAAGAUGACUGCCGUUUGGCUACUGCCCGUCGUGACCGUCAUUGUCGCGUCCGCUUCAGGCGGGGUCAUUGCUCCAUCGCUCUACAAGUAUUCUGCAUCCCACGCACUCAUCACAAUUACGCUGUCUGCUGUCCUCGUCACCAUCGGUAUCACACUCGCACUCAUGAUGCUCACGAUCUAUCUCCUACGCCUCAUCGUGCAUGGUCUUCCCCCUACGGCGACCAUCAUAUCCGUUUUCCUUCCACUUGGUCCCACAGGCCAGGCCGGCUUUUCCAUCAUACUCAUCGGCCAAUGCUUCAGACAGUUUCUACCUGUCUACAGCGGAGAUUCAAUGCUGCUACGUGGCAUGCCGACGGGAGAAUCGAUCGAAGUCGUUUGCACCUCUAUCUGCUUCGUGCUCUGGUCGAUGUGCACGAUGUGGGUUAUCUUCGCGUUUCUCAGCAUCCAAAACGUCAUCCGCAAGACGCCCAUCCCUUUCAAAGUACCCUUCUGGGGCCUUAUUUUCCCGAACGGUGUCUACGCCAACACGACCAUCACGCUCGGCGUCGCGCUCGACUCGGGCUUCUUCAAGAUCUGGGGCUGCAUCUACGCCGCCAUGACCCUCUGCAUGUGGCUCUACGUCGCCUGGCGCUCCAUCGGCCUCGUCCACACCCGCGAGAUCUUCGAGGCGCCCUGCCUCGAGGCCGUCGACGUUGAGAAGCUCCGCCGCCGGGGCAUCCGCAUCUCGUACGGCCGCCACAUGGACGGGCAGGGCCUCCCCGCCUCCGCCCCCGAGUCCUCUGGCGCGUACCCCGAGGAGAAGGUGCCCGACGCGUACCGCUCGCCGUACAGCUCGGGCUGCUCGCAGGUCGGCCUCCCGCACCACUCGGAGAUCCGCCUCCCGCCGCUUGAUUUGCCGUUCCCGGCCGCGGCGGCGGGUGGCGAGGAUAAGGACCUGAAGAAGAGCCCGAGGGAUGUGAGGGUGGAGGAUGCGUCGGCGAGCAGGCGCAGCUCGAGGGUGGCAGAUAUUGUGUCCAUUCGGCGCACGGAUUCGCGGCAUGAGAGCGAGGUGUGGGGGAAUGGCGUCGACUCGCCCAAAAGCCCGGCGCCACCGCUGCCGCCCCUCUCGUUGCACGGGCGGGACGCGCAUGUACAGCUGUCCUCAGACGGAACGCGCGUACCGUCGGCGGCGAACGAGCACGUCGCAUUUCCUGCGCCUCAUCCCGAUUACGUGUCUCCUAGGGCUCAGCCUCACUAUCAGCUGCACUCGCAAAUGGUGUCACCCGUCUCUCACCCCGUGUCGCCCGUCGCCCUGCAUAACUCUUCCAUCUCCCACCACGUAUCGCCCGUCUCGCACCACAUCUCGCCCUACGAACUUCAGAUGCCGCUCCCGACGUCGCCCACACGCUCCGCCCCACUGUCGCCCACGCAUGCUAAUCCGCUGUCGCCACGUCGCAGCGGGGAACGGGUGCACAACUGGCGCGCCAGGUAUAGAGACAAUAACCCGUAUCACUGA
Schizophyllum commune H4-8 is the source of this 1962-nucleotide messenger RNA. RefSeq lists its product as uncharacterized. The transcript has 6 exons. The record is from RefSeq and is a predicted model, not a curated record. Lineage: Eukaryota; Fungi; Basidiomycota; Agaricomycetes; Agaricales; Schizophyllaceae. Gene Ontology annotation, biological process: sulfite transmembrane transport; transmembrane transport. Gene Ontology annotation, molecular function: sulfite transmembrane transporter activity. Gene Ontology annotation, cellular component: plasma membrane. The coding region runs from base 1 to 1962 and encodes 653 amino acids.